AUGGCCGACCUGCUCCACGACCUGCUGAACCCGCCCCUGUCGCCCGCCUCUCCGACUCACUCCGUGACGGACCCCGUCGCUCUCCAGUAUCUCGAAGGCCUGGCCUCCCUGUCUCUGGCGCAGCUCGAGACCACCGAGCAGCAGGCCUUGUCGCAGUCCUCUCACACGCUGCUGUUGUCACUGCAGGCCCUCUCUCAACGCUCCCACAAGGCCGUCAUCGCCUCGUCACAGAACCAUGCCAACCUGCGCCUGGCGCUGCCGGCCCUGGCCGCAUCCACCCAAGACCUGAGAGUCGCCAUCCCCAGGCUGGACAACGAGGCCGUGCGCUUUUCAACCACCUAUCAAAAGUCCCCCGACAACCACAUCCUCACGGCCCGCAGGAAGGCCCUGCUGUUGUCGAGGAAUGUCGAGCGCCUCGUCGACAUCUUGGACCUGCCCACCCUGCUCUCCACCUCCAUCGCCACCGGCUCUUCCUCCCCGGCCGCCAACUACUCGUCUGCCCUGGAUCUGAACGGCCACAUCCGCCGUCUGCACUCUCUCUACCCGGCCUCGCCUCUGGUCGAGUCUGUUUCCGCACAGGCAGACGAUGCCAUGCAAGCCAUGGCCAAAAACCUCAUCUCGAGCUUGCGCACCCCAGGCCUCAAACUGGCCUCCGCACUGAGGACAGUCAGCUGGCUUCGAAGGGUCAUGCCUGAUCUGGAUCCUGCCGGCGCCGCGGGCAACGGGGGCGGACUGGGUGCCUUGUUCCUGGUCUGCCGGUUGUCUACGCUCAUGAACAUGCUGUCGGCCUUGGAGCCGCUUCGCGAGUUGGCCGACCAAGAAAAGGCCCGCCAGCAGCAGAGCCCGGCCGGCAGCGCCUGGUCGGGAGGUCAGCAGACUGAGCGCUACGUCAAGCGGUACAUUGAGAUAUUCAGGGAGCAGAGUUUCGCCAUUGUCUCCAUGUUCAGGAGCAUAUUUCCCUCCUCAGCCCAUAGAGACCCUGCCAGUGUCGGCCAGCAGGAUCCUCUGCAGCCCAUGCCUUCGGCGCUGUCAACAUUUCCCUUCCAUCUCAUCGAGAUGCUAAUGGAGACUCUACGAAUAUACCUACCAAACGUCAAGGACCAGCCGUCACGGGACAGCCUCCUGACGCAGGUUCUCUACUGCGCCGGUAGUCUUGGCCGGCUAGGCGGCGACUUUGGCAUCUUGUUGGCCAGCAUCCAUGCCGGAGACGAUGCCGAGGAGGAAUGGGUCGAGGUGGUAAAGAGACAUCGGGUUAUGGCGGGCCGGCUCGAGUCCAUAGUCGGAGCCAAAGACAAGAGUGCCACCGAGAUAGCAACCAAAGCCUAA
This is a messenger RNA of Anthostomella pinea, 1326 nucleotides long. Lineage: Eukaryota; Fungi; Ascomycota; Sordariomycetes; Xylariales; Xylariaceae. The record is from the annotation of a GenBank genome assembly.